AUGUCUAACAUACUUCAUGCAGCGACCAACGUGAAAUGGAACCGGUCUGCAGCAGCGAAGCGAGCUGCCUUCCUUGUGGUUGCUGCAUACGGUGUGAAAACACUGUACCCUAUCAUCUGCAAACAGAUCAACAAACGAAAGGAGAGACAAAAUCCACCGCACUCGAGAGGAGAGGAAAAUGGAUCGUUGGCCGUCAAGAAAUCCACGACGGACAUUGUGCCUUCCCACAAGAAGAAAUCCCCUGGCGUGGAUGCAGAAUUUUUCAAGCAGGUCCUUGAACUGGUCAAAAUAGUAUUCCCCAAGCUUUUAACAAAGGAACUGGGUUUGUUGUGUUUGCAUUCUGUUGCACUCGUCUCUAGGACGUUUUUAUCCAUUUAUGUCGCCGGAUUGGACGGCAAGAUUGUGAAAACAAUCGUGGAGAAAAAGCCCAGGGAUUUUAUCAUGCAACUGAUGAAAUGGCUUCUCAUAGCUAUCCCCGCUACAUUCGUCAACAGUGCAAUCCGCUACCUGGAGUGCAAGCUGGCCCUGGCGUUUCGCACCCGACUUGUGAACCACGCAUACAAAACCUAUUUCACCGACCAGACCUAUUACAAAGUUAGCAACAUGGACGGCAGGCUGGCGAACCCUGACCAGUCGCUCACGGAGGACGUGAUGAUGUUUUCCCAGUCCAUCGCACAUUUGUAUUCCAACCUCACCAAGCCCAUCCUGGAUGUCAUCCUCACAUCGUACACUCUCAUCCAGACGGCCCGGUCCCGCGGUGCUAACGCCUCAGGGCCGACGCUGCUGGCCGGGUUGGUGGUGUUCGCCACGGCUAAAGUGCUGCGGGCUUGCUCGCCGAAAUUUGGCAAGCUGGUGGCCGAGGAGGCCCACAGGAAAGGAUAUCUACGCUACGUGCACUCGAGAAUCAUUGCCAAUGCUGAGGAGAUAGCCUUCUACCGGGGUCACAAGGUGGAGAUGCGGCAGCUGCAGAAGUGCUACCGGGCUUUGGCGGAGCAGAUGAACCUGAUCCUGAACAAGCGCCUGUGGUACAUCAUGCUGGAGCAGUUCCUAAUGAAGUACGUGUGGAGCGGCAGCGGCCUGGUCAUGGUGGCCGUGCCCAUCAUCACCGCCACCGGCUUUGCCGACAACGAGUUGGCGGACGGCCAUACGCAGGUGAUGGUGAGCGAGAGGACGGAGGCCUUCACCACGGCCCGCAACCUGCUGGCAGCCGGAGCCGACGCCAUCGAGAGGAUCAUGUCCUCAUACAAAGAGGUGACAGAGCUAGCGGGCUACACGGCGCGUGUGCACAACAUGUUCCUGGUGUUUGAGGAGGUCCAGAGGGGCAUCUAUAAGCGCUCCUCUCUCAACGGGGAGGUGGACAAGGCCGCCGGCCGCGCCGCGCUGCACAUCGACGGACCGCUACACAUCAACGGGAAAGUGAUUGACGUGGAUAAGGGCAUCAUCUGUGAGAGUGUUCCCAUCAUCACACCCAGUGGGGACAUAGUGGUGUCCGGCCUCGAUUUCAAGGUAGAAGAAGGUAUGCACCUGUUGAUCACGGGUCCCAACGGCUGUGGCAAGAGCUCCCUGUUCCGUAUCCUCAGUGGCCUCUGGCCCGUAUAUGGAGGAAGCCUCUACAAGCCCUCUCCACAGUACAUGUUCUACAUCCCACAGAGGCCCUACAUGUCGAUUGGUUCGCUGCGUGAUCAGGUGAUCUACCCGGACUCCCUGGAGGACAUGAGGGACAGAGGCUUAACGGACAGGGACCUGGAGUCCAUCUUGGAUAUCGUCAACCUCAACCACAUCGUCACCAGGGAGGGUGGUUGGGAUGCAGAGCUGGACUGGAAGGAUGUUCUGUCGGGCGGAGAGAAGCAGAGGAUGGGCAUGGCCCGAAUGUUCUACCAGAAGCCAAAGUAUGCCCUGCUGGACGAGUGCACUAGUGCGGUCAGCAUAGACGUGGAGGGCAAGAUCUUCCAGGCAGCAAAGGACGCCGGGAUAUCUCUGCUGUCGAUCACACACAGGCCAUCUCUGUGGAAGUACCACACGCACCUGCUGCAGUUUGAUGGCGAGGGCGGCUGGCGCUUCGAGCAGCUGGACACGGCGACGCGCCUCUCGCUCACCGAGGAGAAGCAGCGGCUGGAGUCGCAGCUGGCCGGGAUACCCAAGAUGCAACUGCGCCUCAACGAGCUCUGCAAGAUCCUGGGAGAGGACUCUGUGCUCAAGACGGCCGACCACAACGAGGAGCAGUGACAACUGCCGGGAGAGAGGGAAGUAGUGGCAGGGUGUGAGAGAACAACAGAGAAUGGUAGAAACCGUGCGAGAGGCAGAGAUUGAGUGGGUGACCGUAUGAGAGACAUAUGGAAGGAGGAAACAACAGAGAGAGAUGCAGAGGCUAGCCUAUGUUCAAAUGUUCACUAACUCACUACACUGGGCACUACAGUACAUGGUGCGAGUUACAUUAUAUUUUGUUCCCCAUACACGUACUGCAAUGUGUUGUGAGAAAGUGAACAUUCCAGCUGUUUGAAAAGAGUUUGAGGCAAAGAAGACGCAAGUGUGUGUGUGUUUUUUGAGAGUCUUAAAUUGCCCCCCCUUCAAACGCGAGCAGCUUGCGCUGCUUUAUGUUGUAUGGGGAGAAAGCGGAUGCAAAGUCCGAGGUACUUAUCGUAGUUACUA
Engraulis encrasicolus (European anchovy) is the source of this 2649-nucleotide messenger RNA. RefSeq names its product ATP-binding cassette sub-family D member 2-like. Gene Ontology annotation, cellular component: peroxisomal membrane. NCBI's taxonomy places the organism in Eukaryota, Metazoa, Chordata, Actinopteri, Clupeiformes, Engraulidae. Gene Ontology annotation, biological process: peroxisome organization; fatty acid beta-oxidation; very long-chain fatty acid catabolic process. Bases 1 to 2226 code for a protein of 741 amino acids. The transcript is spliced from 10 exons. The record is from RefSeq and is a predicted model, not a curated record. Gene Ontology annotation, molecular function: long-chain fatty acid transmembrane transporter activity; ABC-type transporter activity; ATP hydrolysis activity.